GCGAGGGAAGCGGGCUGAGGGAGAUCCGCUUCCCCCGGGCAGUGCUCUUGGCCGCUGGCCGGCCGCCUAUCCCCGGGGCGGAGGGUCUGCGCUGGGAGAUGGCCACGGGGCCGGAGUCGCGCUGCCGGUUUCUCCAGCUGCCUAGGCGGGCUCCGCUGGAGUCCCGGCCUGGUCCCUGUGAUGCUGUCGCAUAUGGAGGCCUAUCCGGCCGCUCCGGAUGGUCCUCCUCGCCAGUGAGCCUGGAUAUCCGCCCCGGUGCCCCUUCCUGUCCCCUCCCGCCCCGGUGCCGCGGGGAGGCCGGGCUUGUUCUCCGCAGGAUCGGAUCACAAACGGCCUCUGGCGGGACUGGGGCGCACCUGGCAUGGGGAGAGCGACCCCUCCCGGGCCCCGUUGGCCUCUGGAUGGAGGAUACCGGCGAACGUGCGGGCUGGUGCUGGAGGCGCCCGGGUCGUGCUCCGCUUGGAGGCGGAAGGUGCUGUGUUUUCUAGGCUUGUGAUGCAUCGGCAGUGGCCCUAAUCAGGCUGCGGAAUGUGGGGAUGCUGACCGAGGUCUUGAGUUUGUGGGACCGCUCGCUGGCUCAGGCUCGACACCUGCUGGCUUCUCCUAAAUAGCAGCGCCUCGCCGAAGCCUUCCGUGCAACGGGCCUAUCUGCAGACUUCACUCAGAUUGUUGCUCCAGUGAAACUAAAUCUCCCAGUUGAUAAACUUCUUGCUUUGACUGUUAAAUCCAUUUUUUUGCCAGCAGCUGAGAUAGGGAAUCGCUUACCGACUUACCAGUUUUUUUCUAAUAAAAUUCAUAAACAUUGUUCACCCACUUUAGUUUAUUUAGUUUCAGUUAAUGCCAUCCUCUGGCGUAUGCUGGAUUUUCUUCAGUUGUCCUUCCCAGACCAUGAAUUUGAUUGCAUGGGAUCUGGGUAUGGGAAAUUCUACAGUGAUAAUUAAGUUGAUUUUACAGAAUUUAUCAGGUCUUCCAAGCAAAAACAGGUAAGCUGCCUAAAGCUUAAUGCUUAUCACUGAAUAUUGUCAAAGAUCACGCAUGGCCUUUUCACACAUACUUAUGACUGGGAAUUAGGACGUACUCUCCUGAGUGCAUGUGGCUGCUGCUGUUAGUAUCCUGACUGUCUGAAGGAGGCAACGUUGUUGAACGCUGAAUAAACGUUCCCAUUGGUGAGCAGAACUGGUCAGUUGGUAGACCAGCUUGUCUGAAAGUCUAAAUUCAUCAUUGUUGAUGAAUUACUUUAAUUCUCAGUGAAGUAGUUAUCCUUUUUGUCUGUAAUCUUCUACCUAGACUUCACAGUGCUAUGAUGGAAAGUGUCCCGUUAACACUAAAACAUAAGAUUUUGGUCCUUAGUAUCAGGUAGAGAUUUCUGGCAGGUAGCAACCAUGCCAUGAAGGACUUGAGGCAUUCCUUACUUAUCUUGGAUGGUGAGAAGAGUGACUUACGUGGAUUUUGUUGCCCUUAAGAUAGGGAAUAUUGACAGUUAUGUGCGUACAUCCAGGUGGAGUAGCUAAUUGUUCUGACUACUUAAUCAACCUUAAGAUUAAAACAGGGUCACUGAUUGAUUUGAAUUUGAGAGUUUUUGAUUUCAUAAAUCUUGAUUGAUUGAGGCAGGGACCUUCCUUAAAAAGGCUCUAGCUUAUGUAUUAAGAUACUGUAAUAGAUGAGUACUAAAGACUUGCUAUCAUGUGUACCUUUUUGUCUGCAGGUGAUUUUUGCUGUGGGUUGAGCUCAGAAUGGCUGUAGUCAUCCGUUUACAGGGGCUUCCUGUUGUUGCGGGUCCUGCAGAUAUUCGCCGUUUCUUCUCGGGAUUGAAUAUUCCUGAUGGAGGAGUGCAUAUUAUUGGAGGAGAAACUGGGGAGGCUUUUAUUAUAUUUGCAACAGAUGAAGAUGCACGACGUGCCAUGAGCUGUUCAGGAGAGCUUAUCAAAGACUCCCCCAUAGAGCUCUUUCUCAGCAGCAAGACUGAAAUGCAAAAUACAAUAGAAAUGAGCCGGAAAAGAUUUGAUCGUGGGGGAAGAGAACCAAUGUCUGGGUCUAGACGAACAGGUGGUAGUAAUUCUGGUGCAUCAGGCGUUGGGAACCUUUCAAACUUAGUUGCAGCUAUUACAAAAGGAAUAAAUAAAUCUGGUUAUGUUCCAUCAAAUCACCUAGAGUCUGGCUUUCAUACCAAUGGCACAAGACAUGGUGAUCCAAGUAUACCUAAAUCAAACUAUAAUCAGUCAAGAAAGGAGUCAGUGAGUUCAGAUGAUGUUUAUUUAUUUCUACAUGGCAUACCGUACUCUGCAACAGAAGAUGAAGUACGUGCUUUCUUUUCUGGAUUACGAGUAGAGGGAGUGAUCUUUAUAAAACGUCGCAAUGGCCUAAAUAAUGGUGAUGGUUUGGUAAAAUUUGCUACACCUCAUGGUGCCUUAGAAGGACUUAAACGUCAUAGACAAUACAUGGGUCCAAGAUUUAUAGAAAUAAGUCCAGCUACUGAAGAACAGUGGCUUGAAUAUGGUGGCAGGGUAGACAUGAAGAAUGAGAUUGCUCGUUACUUAAGCAAAGAGCGUUCUCCAACAAGAGGUUCAAACUAUACUCAUUCAAGAAAACAUUCUCAUUCAAGAUCUCCUCCAAGGAGACAAAGAACGCGCUCUCGUUCACCUCGUGGCCAGGAAUUUUACUUACACUUAAGAAAUCUACCUACCUAUCUUGAGAAGAAAGAUCUGAGAACUUUCUUUGGAAAGCUGGAUGUGUCUAACAACCAAAUCAAGCUUUUACUGGACAAGCAUCAAAGGAAGACAAGAAAUGCAUUUUUGAUGUUGAAGAAUCAGAGAGAGUUUGAUAUUGCUCUGGAACAUCACAGGAUGUUUCUCUUCAAUCGUCCUGUUUACAUUUUUCCUAUUUCUAGAAGAUCGAUGUUGAAACUAAUUGAGUCAUAUGAGAAGAAGAGCUCACAAGAAAGAGAUCGGCCUGGACAGGCUGUAUCGGAAAAAAGUUAUCGGGAGGGGCAUUCUGGCCCAAAGAUGUGCAUAUAUAUAAGAAACUUUCCAUUUGAUGUGACAAAAGUUGAAGUACAAAAGUUCUUUGCAGGAUUUGCUAUUGAUGAAGAUGAUGUCUACUUGCUUUAUGAUGACAAAGGAGUUGGGCUGGGAGAAGCAUUGGUAAAAUUUAAAUCUGAAGAGCAGGCAAUGAAAGCAGAAAGUUUAAAUCGUCGAAGGUUCUUGGGAACAGAGGUACUAUUAAGACUUAUAUCUGAAGAACAGAUGCAGGAGUUUGGUUUAAAUGUUCUACCAUCAGCAACAAGUGGAAAAAUGCAGGUUAAUUCACAGGCAUAUGACAGAGGUGAGCAUUCCCGUCCAGCUGCUUCACCACCUGGACAACCACAAGGAUUACCUAUGCACUCAUUUGGUCCUCCUGGGAGCUUUAGGCAUCCUUCUGAUGUUAGACGACCUCCUGAGGAUUUUCGAGGUCCUCCACCUUUUAUGGAUUUUGGUGGUGAUGGCGAACCUUUUGGUAGGAUGGAGUAUGGAAACAAUAACAUGGGAGGCUUUUCUGAGGGAAGAUUUAUGUCCGAUCCAAAUUUCAGUGGUGGUUCUGAUCGUGUAACUCCUAUUAGAUUAAAGAACUUGCCAUUUAGAGCCACCCCUAAUGAAAUUUUGGAUUUUUUCUAUGGCUAUGGUGUCAUUCCAGAGUCUGUUUCUAUACAGUGUAAUGAACACGGACUACCUUCAGGUGAUGCCAUUGUUGCUAUGACAAAUUAUGAGGAAGCAAUGGCUGCUAUUAAUGAGCUAAAUGAUAGACCAAUUGGCCCACGCAAAGUUAAGCUAAGCUUGCUUUAAAGAGAGAAAAUGUUUCUCAGAUUAAAAAUUCUAGACAUCACAGUAUUGAUGCAGUAAGAUGGAUUCUUAUUUACAAGUUUUUGUUACUGGAAGAUGCAGAAGAAAGAGUUUCCAUAAACAGAGGAAGUUGUAAAUAGUGUCAUGUUUAGUUAUUUUGUAUUGGUUCAAAUUGACAUCUGUAAGGUUUUUUUAGAAGACAUCUUAGAAGUGUAUUAUGCUUAUUUUUAUUUUUAUGGCAGAUGGAGAGGUCAGUAAUCCUAAUGGAUUGUCUGUUGACUUGUAAGGUGCAUAUCUUGAUAUUAAGACAUACAAACAUGGAGUUGUAAUGCAUUUGGGGGUUUUUAGUUUUGCUUUCAUUCCAUGGUUCCAUGAUUCUUUGCAUCAUUUGAAAAUGUAAAACUGCUGGUUGACUUGGUUGUACAGACUGGUCAAAGAGAACAAUUUCAGUGCCAUCUUCAUUAGUAAAUAUCCUUGGAGCUAUAGUCAACCCUAGAUAUUUAGAAUAGGUAAACUGUAAACAUGAGUGAAUUUCUUAUGUGUAAACUGUUUAGUCUUGUUCAGUUUCACGUGGUCGCAGGCAUCUCAAGUUAUUCUCAUAAAAUUAGUUUCCUGUUCAUGUUAGCUGGCUGUGCAACUUUUAAAAAAUAAAUAAAAGGAUUUACAGCUAUGAGGAUUACCUGUUUAAAAUUUAUUUGUGUACACUUAUUCAUCGAACCCUUGGUCAGAAUCAUGCUGACCAUCUUUCAUGGAAGGGGUAAAAAAUGGGUAUUCAGUAUACACUGCUCUUUGCACAUGUUGGUCAGUUUUGGCUCUAAAACUGGUUCUCAACCUAUUUAUCAUUGUGGGCCACAGGUUGAGAACUACAGCGCCCUCCCACCCCCCACAACUUCCCACAGUCCUUUAUGCCCAGUGCCCUCCGCCCAGAGACCCUGGACCUGCUGCGUGGGGCCGGCAGCCGGACCCCGCAACCUGAACCCCGGGACCCUGCCACAUGGGGCCAGGUAGCCGGGACCCCUGGUGCCUGGCCAGGAGCGGAGCGCCUGGUGCAGGCCGGCAGCGAGGCCCAAGGUACGGGGCCAGGAGCGGAGCCCCACCUAAAACCUGGGGGUGCUGCAGACCCCUGCAAACUCGUAGUUCCAAGCACGCAACCCCCCACAAACCUGCCCAGGGACUCACUCUCCUGCACCCUGCCCCCCUGCGGCACUCACCAGCCCCCUGCUGGUAGGAGCGCUCCUGCAGGCUGCCAGACACUGUCUGUCCCUCAGCCAGCCCCGCCCCAGACCAGAGCAAAUUUUGAAUUUUUUUUUUAGCACACAGCUGGGUUGAGAACCUGUCCUCUGAAAUCUGUGUUCAAAAUUUGGUGGGAUUUUCUGUUCUAUCUCAGCAUAGUAUAUUGUCAACAGUGGGGAGUGAAAGUAGGAUAUAGGUUUUUUAGUGUCCCAUAUCCACAUUCUUGAAACUAUUAUUAGGAAUAAGUUGGUAGUUAUAACAAAUGUCUUAAAUGCAAGCUAGUUCAGUGACCAUGCUGUACAGACUUACUAACAUCUGAGCAGUAUGUCAGUGGCAACUACCCAGUUACAUCCAGUUAUUUACUGACCUUUUCCUAUAGGAAUGAAAAAGACCUUGGCUUAAAUCUAGAUGUUUAGAAUGCUUUUCUAAGUAGUAUGCUGCUACUUUUAAAAUUGAAACGAGGAAUAGAAAGUGAGGUUGCUUCUUGUUUCUUUUGUGGUUCAGAAAAUAAGUUAGGUUCCCUCUAUUUGUGA
Terrapene triunguis (Three-toed box turtle) is the source of this 5581-nucleotide messenger RNA. It is a transcript of the gene RBM12B, whose product is annotated as RNA binding motif protein 12B. The coding region runs from base 1734 to 3818 and encodes 694 amino acids. The record is from RefSeq and is a predicted model, not a curated record. NCBI's taxonomy places the organism in Eukaryota, Metazoa, Chordata, Testudines, Emydidae. Gene Ontology annotation, cellular component: ribonucleoprotein complex; nucleoplasm. The transcript is spliced from 2 exons. Gene Ontology annotation, molecular function: RNA binding. Gene Ontology annotation, biological process: regulation of RNA splicing.